Messenger RNA from Rhodofomes roseus, 1054 nucleotides. RefSeq lists its product as uncharacterized. The record is from RefSeq and is a predicted model, not a curated record. NCBI's taxonomy places the organism in Eukaryota, Fungi, Basidiomycota, Agaricomycetes, Polyporales, Fomitopsidaceae. The coding region runs from base 70 to 705 and encodes 211 amino acids. The transcript is spliced from 2 exons.
GGCGAGGGGGCUGCGCGGCGAGGGGGCUGCGCGCUGUGCUGGGCGGCGAGGAGGACGUGGUGGACGUCGAUGGGACUGGCGAUAAAGAGAAAAGGACGGGCGGUGGGAGAUGUAUUCCGCCAGCUGCCCGCUGGGAGGGUCCUCCCCUCGCCACACUCGGUCCGUCCCCCGCCGGCUAUCCUCGGCCCUGUCGCUUACCAAUCCGCCUUCCGUCCCCCGAAAGCCGCACAUUCUGAUCCGGGCCGCCGAUCGCCCGUCCUGCCGCCGCCCGCCGCGCCCUCUCGCCGAAUUCUGCGCUCUGUUUUUCGUGGCACGGCGUGGACGACGCGGGGGGCUCUUUCUGCCUGUUCGUUGUUUGCCACACGGCGCGCGCGGUGGCGGCCGCCCCAGGCUCGGCCUUUGCGGGUUAUCUCCUUAUCACACGCCAGCGCGGCCUCGCCUUGCGGUGCCUGCCCGCGUCGCGCACCGCACCGAGAUUCGAUGCAGACAGACGCCGCUCGCCAGCAGCGCGCCCGAACGCGCAAGAUCUCCGCGGGGGAUAGCCGAGGCAUCAUGCACAGGCGUACACACCCGCCUUCGCGGCCAUCCCCCAUCCGGCCGCCCUGUCGUCACCGCACCCCACGGGGCGGCCCCGUUGCCCCUGCCGUUAUCCGCCACCGCACCCCGCGCUCUCGCCCGCCGCCUGGCCAGACCGGUACAGUAUAAAUCUCGUAUGGCCUCGCUGCGAUAGAACGUCUGCCUCUUUACGUGUCCAGGCAACGCCCGCACGCGACUCGCAGACGGGGCCUGAGGUACGCUGUGUGCGCGCCGCGUGCACCGCAGACCCGCGCGCCCCCUGGUUGCGCGACCGCUCGACGGGUUGGCAUUGCACGUUGCGCGAUGCGCUGCUGAUCUGAGACGAGACGCAGGCGCGCCGCUGCUACCCCCGCUCCCACACCGCCGUCACUGGCCUCCGGAUUGGCAAGUGCGCUGCCGUACCAGGUGGCCCGUAUUCCUCGAACGCCGCACACUCCAGACUGGGGCCCGGUGUAUUCGCGACGCACACGAUGCAGCG